CGCGCCGGACCCUGCCGCGCGCCUGCGCUCCUUUCCACGUGCGAAAGCUUGCUCCUGACUCGUGGAGUCUGGGACGCCACAAACUCCUCGGAGCCGAGCAACUACAGCGCCCACCACCAUGAAGCCAGGCUUCAGCCCCCGUGGGGGAGGCCGAGGAGGCUUUGGUGACAGAGGCGGUCGAGGCGGAGGCCGAGGAGGCUUUGGCGGGGGUCGCGGGGGCUUUGGCGGAGGCCGUGGGGGCUUUGGUGGGGGGCGAGGGCGAGGUGGAGGCUUCCGGGGCCGAGGUGGCGGCGGCGGUGGAGGAAGAGGUGGAGGCUUCCAGGGUGGGGGCAACCGGGGUCGUGGCCGGGGAGGAAAGAAAGGAAACCAGUCCGGGAAGAAUGUGAUGGUGGAGCCCCAUCGACACGAGGGUGUCUUCAUUUGCCGCGGAAAGGAAGAUGCACUGGUCACCAAAAACCUGGUCCCUGGAGAAUCUGUUUAUGGAGAGAAGAGAGUCUCCAUCGCGGAGGGAGAUGACAAAAUUGAAUACCGAGCCUGGAACCCCUUCCGUUCCAAGCUGGCCGCAGCAAUCCUGGGUGGCGUGGACCAGAUCCAUAUCAAGCCCGGAGCCAAGGUGCUGUACCUUGGGGCCGCCUCAGGCACCACCGUCUCCCACGUCUCUGACAUCGUAGGCCCGGAUGGUCUGGUCUACGCGGUCGAGUUCUCCCACCGCUCUGGCCGGGACCUCAUUAACUUGGCCAAGAAGAGGACCAAUAUCAUUCCUGUGAUUGAGGACGCCCGGCACCCACACAAAUACCGCAUGCUCAUCGCAAUGGUAGAUGUGAUCUUUGCCGAUGUGGCCCAGCCAGAUCAAACCCGGAUUGUGGCCUUGAAUGCCCACACCUUCCUGCGGAAUGGAGGACACUUUGUGAUUUCCAUUAAGGCCAACUGCAUCGACUCCACUGCCUCGGCGGAGGCCGUAUUCGCCUCAGAGGUGAAGAAGAUGCAGCAGGAGAACAUGAAGCCCCAGGAGCAGCUGACCCUAGAGCCCUACGAGAGAGACCACGCGGUGGUGGUAGGCGUGUACAGGCCACCUCCCAAGGUGAAGAACUGAAGCUUCAGCUCCGGGUGGUUCUGCUCCGGGUGGUUCUGAGGAAUGUGCUGCUGCUGUUGCACGUGGGAUUGUUUUUCUAUUAAAAGACUCUUCUGA
This is a messenger RNA of Dipodomys spectabilis (banner-tailed kangaroo rat), 1189 nucleotides long. It is a transcript of the gene Fbl, whose product is annotated as fibrillarin. The record is from RefSeq and is a predicted model, not a curated record. Gene Ontology annotation, molecular function: rRNA methyltransferase activity; RNA binding; histone H2AQ104 methyltransferase activity. Gene Ontology annotation, cellular component: nucleolus; Cajal body; box C/D methylation guide snoRNP complex. NCBI's taxonomy places the organism in Eukaryota, Metazoa, Chordata, Mammalia, Rodentia, Heteromyidae. The transcript has 9 exons. The coding region runs from base 119 to 1093 and encodes 324 amino acids. Gene Ontology annotation, biological process: rRNA methylation; box C/D sno(s)RNA 3'-end processing.